This is a messenger RNA of Penicillium soppii, 1257 nucleotides long. RefSeq names its product M20 family metallopeptidase. The transcript is spliced from 4 exons. The record is from RefSeq and is a predicted model, not a curated record. Lineage: Eukaryota; Fungi; Ascomycota; Eurotiomycetes; Eurotiales; Aspergillaceae. Gene Ontology annotation, molecular function: dipeptidase activity. Bases 1 to 1257 code for a protein of 418 amino acids.
AUGCAAUUCUCCGAAUCACAAAGCCGGUUCCUUGAGAGCGUGCAGGAUGCAAUUCGUCGCUAUGAUUUGCAACUGAAGGAUAUCAACCACAAAAUUUGGUCAAAUCCCGAACUUGCAUAUUCAGAAUUCGAGGCCCACAACAAUAUUUGCGAGCUUUUUGAAAGCCUCAAAUCCGAGGGGUACAAAGUGACACGCAAAGCGUAUGACCUCGAGACUGCGCUAGAAGUUGAAUACACAUACGGUACUGGAGGGCGCGUCGUGACCUUCAAUGCGGAAUACGACGCUCUUCCGGGUAUUGGACAUGCAUGUGGUCACAACCUCAUCGCCACCAGCUCGAUUGCGGCCUUUAUUGCAGCCUGCGAGGCUAUGAAAGCCCACGCGAAAAAUUCUUCCGAAAAGGGAUUCACACUCCGUCUCAUGGGCACCCCAGCAGAAGAGUCCGGCGGUGGUAAAGUGCGCAUGCUCAACAAAGGGGCCUACAAGGGUGUGGAUGCCUGCCUUAUGGUACACCCAGUUCCCAUGGUACCCGGCAACUCAGAAUUAACAGGAAUGGCAACUGUUGUCGAAGGCGGGUUCCUUGCCAAUGAUAAAGUCAAGGUCACUUUUACCGGCAAACCGGCGCAUGCCGCUGCCGCACCCUGGGAGGGUAUCAACGCCCUUGAUGCUGUGGUUUCGGCAUACGUGAACAUUUCAAUGCUUCGUCAGCAGAUCCUUCCAACUCAGAAGAUCCAUGGAGUUAUUGUUAACGGUGGUGACCGUCCCAAUAUCAUUCCAAUGUCUGCCACAGUGGACUAUUAUAUUCGCUCGCCGACCAUCAAGACACUUAAGCCUUUGACAGAGAAAGUGGUGAAAUGCUUCGAGGCGGCUGCGACUGCGACUGGUUGCAAAGUGGACUUUGACUGGGGAAUUUCAUAUGCUGAUUUGAAAACCAAUCUGCCAAUAUGUGAAAGUUACGUCUCUGUGAUGCGAGCCAUGGGCCACCACACUUUACUUGACAACUCCACGCAAAAGAGUACUUUGUCCGGAGCCUCUACUGAUAUGGGCAACGUUUCAUAUGCAGUACCUGGAUUCCACGGAAUAUUCACUAUUCCUACAGACGGAGUCAACCACACGCCACAAUUCACGAAGGGCGCUGGAUCGGAUGAAGGAUUUAAGAGGGCACUUGCCUGUGCCGCGGGCAUGGCUGUUGUAGCUUGUCAGAUUCUAGUUGAUGAUAAAUUUGCCGAGGAUGUGAAGAAAAACUCUGAUCAGAAUUGA